AUGGAUUGGAACUCAGGAUCUCUUUAUUCUAUCAUAGAUGUCCGUUUUUGGAAACAAAUAGGAGCUCCCCAGUUGACUGACGCACCACGUCUACGUGCUUAUGGAAAUUCAAAACUUAAGUCAUUAGGUUUGACGGACGUGACGGUACAAGUGCAAGAUCAGGAACGAAUUGUACCAGUAAUAGUUAUGAAAAAUGCAGAUCCAAUGCUAUUUGGUCUACAAUGGAGCGAAGUAUUCGAUAUGGAAUUUCCUAAACCAGUCUACACUAUUCGUACUUUACAACAACCUACAACGCUUAAGCAGGUUUUAAAUACAUACAAUUCUCUUUUUGAUGAUCAACUGGGUAAAGUCAAGAACUAUGAAGUGAAUAUUCAUAUUAAACCUGGUACACAACCUAAACACCUUCCUCCUAGACCUGUCAAGUUCUCUUUGAAAAAGAAUAUCGAAAUAGAAUUGAAGCGGCUCGUGGAUACUGGUAUAGUAACUGAAAUAGAUCCUAAUAUAACUCCUGUCGAAUGGGCAACGCCUACUGUCAAUGUGAUAAAGACUAAUGGCCAAGUGAGGAUUUGUGGAGACUAUCGCAGCACUUUAAACCCUGUUCUUAUUACGCAUGCACAUCCAGUUCCUUUGUUUGAUCAAUUACGUCAAAAAUUAGCAGAGGGAGAGAAAUUUACCAAAAUAGAUUUGAAAGACGCCUACUUACAGUUUCCAAUUGCUGCUGACUCAAAAAAAUAUCUUACUAUUACUACACAUAAAGGUUAUUUUCAAUAUAAUAGAAUGCCUUUUGGAAUCUCCACAGCCCCAUCUAUUUUCCAACAUUUUCUAGACAAACUACUUGAAGAUAUUCCAAAUGUCGCAGUAUAUUUUGAUGAUAUUGCCAUAACUGGUAAAAAUGACUUAGAUCAUCUUAGAACUCUAUCCAUAGUACUUGAAAAACUAGAAAAAGCUGGUCUUAAGGUAAAUUUAAAGAAAUGUUCUUUCUUUCAAGAAGAAAUUGAAUAUGUUGGGCACACUAUUAAUAAAGAUGGCGUUCGUCCAACAAAGUCAAAACUGGAAGCCAUUCAGAAAGCAGCCCCACCUAGCAAGCACACCCAAGAGCUCAGCUAUAACUACGAUGUUGUAUUUACAAAAGGCAAACUUAACGUCAUGGCCGACUAUCUCUCACGAAUGCCCAACCCUCACGAAAAACCCUCAUUAUCAGAAGUUUUGAAUCAUAAAAUAGACACACGUCACCAAAUGGGUAAGCUACAUGACCUACCUAUAUCUGAAGACAUUCUGAGAAACGAAGUUAAGAAAGAUUCUUAA
Molecule: messenger RNA, 1305 nt
Organism: Galleria mellonella (greater wax moth)
Lineage: Eukaryota; Metazoa; Arthropoda; Insecta; Lepidoptera; Pyralidae
Exons: 2
Coding region: 1-1305 (434 amino acids)
Source: RefSeq, a predicted model, not a curated record